This is a messenger RNA of Rhipicephalus sanguineus (brown dog tick), 1775 nucleotides long. RefSeq lists its product as uncharacterized. The transcript has 3 exons. Gene Ontology annotation, cellular component: cytoplasm. Gene Ontology annotation, biological process: DNA catabolic process. The coding region runs from base 291 to 1283 and encodes 330 amino acids. NCBI's taxonomy places the organism in Eukaryota, Metazoa, Arthropoda, Arachnida, Ixodida, Ixodidae. Gene Ontology annotation, molecular function: 3'-5'-DNA exonuclease activity; nucleic acid binding. The record is from RefSeq and is a predicted model, not a curated record.
UCUGGUCACACACCACGGUAAUCAUUCUGGGCGGUCCUCGUCAGUGCUGUGGCAGUAGCCGUGAAGCGGCGUCCACCGCUCGUGCUCGGUUGCGAGGCGCAUGCGAUGGAACUCGGCGGGUUGGAGUUCCGCGCGCGCGGCUGUACUGUACGUGAAGCGUGCGGAGUGGUGCUGCGAUAAGCGGCAACCGAUGAGAUAGAUCAUCGCAGCCAUAUCGCAGCGCUGCCUUGCGCUGCACGUGAACGAACCGUCAUCGAGCCGACAUACAGACGCCGCCGAGCACAGCCGUCAUGGACAAGCCGUCGGGGAAGCAGCGACAGAUUGAGACCCUGGUAUUUCUUGACUUGGAGUCGACUGGCCUACCAGAUUUGAUGCCGCGGCGCAAGGUGAAUGUGACCGAGCUGUCGCUGAUUGCUGUGCCACGGAAGCUUCUGCGGAAUCCACUGCGCUGCCUGCACAGGCUCAGCUUUUGUGUGCAGCCGCGGAAUGCAGUUACAGUGGAUGCUGCCGAUAUCACUGGUCUGGACAACUGGGACCUGCAGUGGUGCCCAUCCUUUGGUGAAAUGGCCCAGGUCAUGGAAAAGUUCUUGUACACACUGCAGCCACCCAUCUGCCUAGUGGCGCACAACGGUGACAAGUUUGACUUUCCGCUCCUGCGAGCCGAACUGAAGCAUGCUGCUCCCGGCAUUGACCUGACAGCUUUCUUCUGCUGCGACUCGCUGCCGGCCUUCCGAGAGAUCUUGGGCGAUGCUGCUGACCCUCAGGAAGUGACUGAGGUGAUAGCACUGGGUGAGGUUGGUAAUGAUUUUUGGGAGGCCUUCGAAGCUGCGGACAUUACGUCGGCAAGCGACAGUGACGAGCACCUGCCGUCCCAGCCUGUGGAAAGGCCAACGCAUCAGACACCACCAAAUAAAGCUUCAGCAUCCGAUGGCAUCCCACCUCCGGUGAAAAAGAGACGUGGAGCCCGUGAGGAGAAUGGGCAGCGCCCACAGCAGUGCAAAUUGGUGGCGAGACGCCUUUUCCAGGAUGCUGCUCCUGCAAAUGGCAGUAAUACUUCAUCAACAUCGGCAGUAAAAAAGCCAGUUGCGAAUGGAAAGAAAGUGCAGUUCAAGCUUGGCAAAGUUUACGAGCGUGUUAUGGGAACGGAGAUGCCCUUGGCGCAUGAAGCGGAGGCUGACUGCCGAGCGCUCGCCGAAAUAUGUGCUCGAUUGGGCAGCCGAUUUCUAGAGUAUGUGGAUGCAAAGCACCACAUGCUCCAGAAUGUGACGCCCAUGUGGGAGUAGGGAGGUGGUUUCCAUAUUCUUGGCUGGGCUGUUGCACCUUUGUGCUCCAGCCCAAGAGUGCUCUGUUCCAUGGUGUUGAAGCAGUCAAUGUUUGGUGUUUUGUUAAAAGUACAGAGAUACAGGGGGAACUUAGGGUUAUGUUAUUUUUUGAAACUUAAAAUAAGGUAAAUUAAAAAAUCGGAUAUGCAGUAAAAACUGCGUAAGAAUUUGGCUGAAAAAAAAAAGUAUAAAUUUCAGGGUGCUGAUACAAAGCUGUAUGAUCAGCUUAUCACUGCUACUAAUCAGCAACAUUUGUCACUAAAGGGACACUAAAGGCGAAUAUUAAGUCGACGUUGAUUGUUGAAAUAGCGGUCCAGAAGCCUCGUAGUGCUACUUUUAUGCCAAGGAAGUGCUUAUUUUGAAAUAAAAUCACAUUUUAGUAGUCCGCAUCGCGUUAGCGCACUUCAAAUCACCCGCCUGAAAUCCGACUUUCAUACAUCACUGCUGCCGUGC